ACUCGCUCGCUCCAUAAAAGAAGGGCGCUUACCAGUCGCGUUGCAAUUAAUCCUACCCCAGCUGUAGCCUUUCCCUUACAAGACACUGCACGGAUGACAGAACAUGUGAGAAGAAUGGAAUGAUGCUCGUGUAUUUUAAGGUAAGCGAUUUUAUUUCACGUGUAACACUGAUGGGGAUGUGAGGGCUGCGCUCCGUAUACGCGGUGCGGCUGCUGCUCAGCAUCAGCAGCGUGGACAUCCAUGUAUUCACAUGUCCAAUGCUGACAUGGUUUGCCCAAAACACUGAAAUUGACUCUGUGAUCUGCAACAUCGUUAGCGGUGAAUAUUUGGUGCCAGAGACGCUGAUUCUCUUCACCAUGUCCAGAUAUAACACUUGAUGGGCUCAAAUGGAAAAAAAGGCUUGUUCACCAACAGCAUCUGGUUGCAUUAAUCCUUCACAUGGAGCUUUCUGUAAUCCAUGGGCAUGUUCUGCCAUACGACACUGCGCCCAAGCAAAUACUGUCAUUUAUAGGGAAGCCUUCAACAACAGUACGCAGUAGGCUAUCAUUUGAAACAACGCGUAUAUGUCUCGAUUGUUAGAUAUGAAAACGGCUCCUCCUUUCAUAGCACUUCUACUUUUCUACUAUAAUACACAGUAGAAUAGAACAGCCCAUAUUCGUGGUCUAGUCGACGAAAAACACAUUUAUCAUUUCUAAUUAUACAGUGCCCCUGCCACGUGCCUUUGAUUUGUUGAUCGCUCAAAUCGAUCACUCACAGAGCUACUGAGGGCUACAGCAGUUCUCCCUGUGCAUCAGUAAAGGGUUCCCACAGGGUGGGACCACUGCUGGGUUUCCACGUGAAGGGACACCAUGUCGAUAUCACAUCAUGCGUUAUCAUUCUAAACGUCAGUAGACAGUUACAUUCAGUGCCGAAAUAUCUCGGGGUGUUGGGAGGCAAUGGCCCUUAGACUAGUCUAUCUGUCUUGCAUCAGCUUCCUGAAAGCGCGUGCAAAGAGCUGCGCAGGCAGACCGACAUUUGUGGUAUCCUAUACGUGUUUUUCUGAAGCGCGCAAGCGUCGCGCGCUUUGUCUCCUGUAAUGACUGUGCGCCGCUGAGGCCAGACACCCACACCUGCGCUCCGGAGAGACUGAGCAUGCUUCACUGGGCCUCCAUGUGAUGGAGGGGACUUGCAUCACAGGGACGUUUAUCAGGGAAUUCCCAAACUGCGCACCUCUGAGUCACAUGCGUUUUAAAAGGAGCUAGAUCCAAGAGAACAAUCAUAAUAAUCCUGGAUUUAUAGAUGUAAAGGAUUUAAACUAUUUUAGAGAGCUUGAAGUUAUUGUUCACUUUCAUUUUGGAUGUAUUAAUGCCCACAGAUAUUCUGAGGUAAAGCUAUAUGUGCACUGGAGGCUUCCAGUUUCUGCACAUUGGAAACUAGUUGAGAUGUCACAAAAUCCAACUGGUGGUCAUUCUACAAAAACGGUGGAAGUGCUGUCACUUACUUGUGCAGACACCAAAAUCAUGAAUUAUAUAUAUUCAAUAAUUAAAGACUGUCCUUGCAAUGAUACAACUAAGUUUAUUCAUCUAAUUUUCAAUGUUCAACUUGGCAAUGUAUUUACAAUUUAAUUUUAUUAUAUUUUCAUGAAUUUAAUCUCGUUCACAUUGACAUUGAACAUGAAAUAUAUUAAAUAGAACAGUUAAAAGAAAACGUUAAAAUAGCUCAUUAUUAUUAACUAUAUCAAAUAAAUACCAGUCACACAGAAUUAUGUCAUUGGUGUUCAUGCUACACAAAAGACUUUUAUUUUGACUUUUAUUCCUCCUUACAUGUCCCUACACUGACCAUUUGAGGUUCUUCUUGGAUCAAGAGGUCCUUGGAGGAAGUGCAGUGGCCAAAGACAUUUGGAUGCCAUUACUCAACGUCAGCAUGAAGUCUUUACAGCCGGCACAACCUUGUACGGAUAGGUAAACCAGAGCACCUGGAGAGCACUGUGGACACAUCGAGCAAGUUAUACUAGCCAAGAAUAGAUCAUCUCAGGGCCUGACAGAGAUCCUGACCACAAAGCAUUCACCUUGAGCCUCAGUUGAUUCGCAUUGCUGUGUUCCUACAUUUUAAACAUCGUUCUCUGCCUCCCCCGUUCGAAGACCUCCCACGUCGACCCCCCUCCUGCGCCAUAAGGACCCAGAAUACUGCCCCUCAGAGGGGAGAUGCCUGUCUUGCUAAAUGCCGAUGCCUCCUUCAGCUCCAAGCAGGAGCUCCUGGACCUUCAGGACUGCCCUCUCAGCGGGGGCCCCUCUCUGGACACCCCCAGUCCCCCAGACUCCCAGACAGGCAGCCCACUAGGCUCAGGCCCCAGAAGCACUGGCAGCCCCGGAGCUGAUGGCCCCGUUCGGCCCCACAUCUUCACUGGGGCUUCCACGCUCCCGGGGCAGCUGUAUGGGGCGGAAGCACAACCUUGUGCAGGGACCCCAAUGGGGUUAAAGCUGAUCUCCACUGACUCGGAUCAGCUGUGUGGCUGGGGGGCCCUGACGCCCAAAGCUAUCCAAGCUUUCAACACCCCUCGAUGGGUGCUGUUCUUCCUUUGUGUGGCCUCUUUCCUCCAGGGGAUGAUAAUCAACGGCUUCAUUAACACAGUGGUCACCUCAAUUGAGAGGCGCUUCGACCUGCGCAGCUACCAGGCCGGCCUCAUCGCCAGCUCCUACGACAUCGCCGCCUGCGUCUGCCUGGCUUUCGUCAGCUACUUUGGCGGGACAGGACACAAGCCCCGCUGGCUGGGAUGGGGGGUGCUGAUCAUGGCUAUUGGUUCGCUGGUGUUUGCCCUGCCUCACUUUACCACGCCCCCUUACCAGGUCAGUCUGACCGAGCGGACGGUUAUGUGCUCCGGCAACCGUACCACCCCGUGCCAGGACAAGGAGGGUGGAGGAUUGUCCAGCUAUCGUUUUGUGUUCAUGCUGGGCCAGUUCCUCCACGGCGUGGGUGCCACGCCUCUCUACACGUUAGGGGUCACGUACCUGGAUGAGAAUGUCAAGUCCAACUAUGCGCCUGUUUAUAUUGGGAUCUUCUACACAGCGGCCAUUGUGGGUCCAGCAGCAGGCUACCUGCUGGGGGGAUACUUCCUCAACAUUUACACCGAGAUCCACCUGACUACAGAGAUGACUCCAGAGAACCCACUGUGGGUCGGGGCUUGGUGGAUCGGCUUCCUGGCAGGAGGAGCAGCAGCUCUACUUGUAGCAUUCCCCAUCCUGGGCUACCCACGACAGCUCCCGGGCUCUCAGGAGUACGUGGCCAUGCGGGUGUCUGAGGCCCACCAGCUCAAGGACGGAAGCCAGACCACAGCCUCAGACCCUCAGUUUGGCAAAUCAGUCAAAGACAUGCCAAGGUCUGUGCUGCUCCUCUUGAAGAAUCCCCCCUUCCUGUUCCUGUGCUUGGCUGGUGCUACGGAGGCCACCCUCAUCGCUGGCAUGUCCACCUUCGGUCCAAAGUUCUUGGAGUCACAGUUCAGUCUCAGUGCUUCAGAGGCUGCCACAUGGUUUGGUUACAUGGUGGUACCAGCUGGUGGCGGUGGCACCUUCCUGGGCGGCUACAUCGUGAAGAGAUUGAACCUGCGCUGUCGAGGCAUCAUCCGUUUCUGCAUGAUGUGUGCGAUGGUCAGUCUGCUCACCAUCUUCAUCUUCCUCAUCCACUGCCCCAACGUGCCCAUGGCCGGUGUCACGGCGUCAUACCAGUACAGUCUGAUGGAGGAACAGCAACUGGACCAGUACAAAGACCUGUAUGACAAGCCAAGCGAGCGGCGCCGUAGGAACAGCUCUUCUUUAGAGGAGGACCUGACAGUGGGCUGUAAUGCAGGCUGUGGUUGUGUCAGAGAGCUGUACAACCCGGUGUGCGGGGCAGACGGAGUGAUGUAUUACUCCCCCUGCUACGCCGGCUGCAGCUCCAUCAACCACACCGAGCACUCCACGGGCAAACAGGUGUACUCUGGAUGCAGCUGUGUGGUGGGAAAUGUGUCCUGGGGCGAGGAGGGCUUUGCUCGAACAGGGAAGUGUGGCAGCACCUGCCACCACAUGCCAGCCUUCCUCUCCUUCCUCUUCAUCAUCAUCUCCUUCACCUUCCUCUGUAGCAUCCCAGCACUCACUGCCACACUCAGGUGUGUGCCAGACAGCCAGAGGUCCUUUGGACUCGGUAUCCAGUGGAUUGUGGUGCGCACACUCGGCGGUAUUCCGGGGCCCAUAGCUUUCGGCUCGGUGAUUGACAUCUCCUGCUUACUGUGGCAGGAUAAGUGUGGUGAGCAGGGCUCCUGCUACCUCUAUCAUAACUCAGCCAUGAGCCAGUACACACUAGUAGCUGGUAUCAUCUAUAAGGUCAUGGGGACAAUCUUUUUCCUGUUGGCCAGCAUCCUGUACCAGCCUCCUCCUGAGUCGCCUCAAAGUAGCUGUGAGAGCACCGACCAUGGAGGAGGGGACAUGAGCGACCUGCCUGUCAAAGACCUGCCUGAAGACGGCGUCAUCGUCAACCUGCACGCCAGGUUAUGACGUCAAAGACCCCCCCGCCCCCGACCGCUGAGUCUCUGUCCGACUGUGUGUGUGUGUGUGUGCGCUGCUUAGCACAGUGCGUGAAUGUGUGUUUGGGUGGUGCUUCCUUUAUACCAACAGCCUUCUCUCAGCCAUAAUGACACCACCCCCAACAAACACAUGCGUGCAUGACAACACAUGCACAUAGACAAAUGGAGAAGAUUAAUACAGACACACAUACCAAGAACAGGAUGCCUUCAUGCCCACCGCACACACACAAACACAUACACGACGACUUCUAACAUGCUGCUCUCUGGGAAGACAACCCUGCUGUGACCACACGUGUGCGUAUCUGAUUGUGUGAUUGACGGGGCGGUGCCACACAAGUUUCUCACAAGCAUUUCUACAGAUAUCGCAACACUGUGUUGAAUCAGUUCAAAUGACUUUUUAGAAUGCAAGUCUGAUGGCAUUUUUUUGUUUCAUAUUUUAUGUAAUUUUCCUUCAAAAGACAAUGAAACAGCUGAGACCUUCGUGGUAUAUAUGAUAUGCCAUGUGUAUGAAGCAUUUAUGAUGUGGAGGGAAAAAAAAAGAAGGUAUUAAUAUCCAUAUUUUUUUUCUGUUCUUCUCCCAUUACUGGAAGAUAGUGACACUGCUUUACUUUCCACCCAUGAUGUAUCUGCAGCCCAGUAAUAAUGAAGCCAAAUCAUUUCAUAUGUCAUAUUUCAAGCCAAGAGUAUCUGAAGGCACUUAUAUUCAUAUGAUGUCACUAUAAUCUAUUGGUCACAGUACAGCAGCACAAAUCUAUUUUCAAUUAGAAAAGCACACAUGUAUUUUUGAUGUACAUGUAGAAUAUAUGACCACUAAUUGGCUUGUAUUCAAUCGUAGAAAAGAGAAUAAAUGAAAUACUGAAAACUGUAUAUAUA
Messenger RNA from Anarrhichthys ocellatus (wolf-eel), 5407 nucleotides. RefSeq names its product solute carrier organic anion transporter family, member 4A1 (gene slco4a1). Gene Ontology annotation, cellular component: basolateral plasma membrane. The coding region runs from base 2184 to 4505 and encodes 773 amino acids. Gene Ontology annotation, biological process: sodium-independent organic anion transport; transmembrane transport. The record is from RefSeq and is a predicted model, not a curated record. Lineage: Eukaryota; Metazoa; Chordata; Actinopteri; Perciformes; Anarhichadidae. Gene Ontology annotation, molecular function: protein binding. The transcript has 12 exons.